UGUUCCUGCCAUGUCAUGGGCUCGCUGUCUGCAGCACUGUCUUCAUCACGAUCAAAACCGGCACAUCCGAUGAUUCAUGGGCGAAUCCUACGACCAGUCUUAUCAGUCUUAUCGUGGACUCACGUGGAGUACGCAGUGUACGUGCCGGAUGUUCAACGGUUGUCUGCUGUCAACACUGUGAAACAAAACCACUCUCAGCACCUGCCUAAUGUUUACGGGAGGAAAAACACUGAGGCUAAUCCGCCAAGCGAGCUCCUUUUUCGAAGUAUGUGUGACGCAGGGACAGGACGAAGGCCCCGCGUGGGAUUCUGGUGGACGGAAAAGAAGAGCCGAGAAUUCAGUGCGGAAGACUUUGCGAAGGCUUGCUCAGCUUAUGGACUAGAGGCUGUAAAGUUGGACCUGGAGAGACCUUUUGAGGAACAAGGCCCCAUUGCUGCCAUUGUCCACAAAUCCUGUCACAUACUUGUUCAGGCUGACCAAGGCAAUGCAGAGUGUCAACGUAUUACGUCGGAGUUUGAGAAAUACUGUUGCACCCACCCUGAAGUGCUAGUCCUUGACCCUCUGGAAAAUGUGCGCAAAGUCCUUAAUCGAUUUCAUCAGUACCAGUUAGUGGAAAAAAGCAAACUUAGCGACACAGAUUGGGCCUUCAUUCCACCCUUUGUGGAAUUAAAAUCUGGGGACACAGAGGAUAUCCUGAAGAGACUCAACAGUCGUUCCAUCACCUUCCCUAUUGUAUGCAAGCCUAUUGUGUCCCAUGGCAUGAAGAAAGCUCAUCAGAUGUGCCUGGUGUUUGGUGAACGAGGGCUCAGCGAUAUUCCUGUGCCAUGCGUGGCUCAACAGUUUGUAGUACAUGAUGCGCGGCUGCUCAAGGUCUACGUGCUGGGUCCCCAAUACCACCUCACCUGGCGACCCUCCCUCCGAAACUUCAGUGCUGGCAAUGAUUCGACCAUCUUUUUCAACAGCCAAGAAGUAUCCAAGCCACACUCCAGCUCCCCAUUAAUAGAUGAGGCGACGACAUCGGAAGCUCCUGUGAGCAAACCAGCAACACCGUGUUCAUGGCAGCUGCGUUUCCUGGUGGAUGUGAUACGAGAGGAACUUGGCCAGCAGCUUUUUGGCAUUGACAUCAUUGUUGAGAAGGGUACGGGAAGACUUUGUAUCAUCGACAUCAACAACUUUCCAGGUUACGAUGGUGUGGAUAAUUUUCUGGAGCAGUUGAGUCGACUCCUCGCAGACCUCAUAGUUCCAGAACCAGCCGAUUCUGGAAUCGACACCUCUGACUCUUCAGACGAAAAGAAGAAACUGUCCACGCCAAGCAAAACACCACGGAAGCAGCACUAUCGUCCCAACCCAUGAAAGCAUUCCAGUGCAAUCCACUUAAAAAAGUAACUUGCAUGUCACACUUCAGUGGAGUCAUCAAUGGAAGUGGGGGACUCUUAUUGGACAUUUGCAAUGCAUUUCAUCUCACUCCUCAGUGUGCACGAUGCCUAAAAGGUGUGCCUCCAAGGGGAAAAUGUACAACAGUGCCACUACGCCAGUUCUGCCUUCCUGGCCACUUGAUUUUCGUAUGUAGAUUCCAUGUUAUAAAAUUACACAUAAAUUGUAUCAUGAUAUUGUGAUUGUGCUAUGUGAACUGGAGUGCAAAGAUCUGUAAAUAAUGCAGCAGACAAUACUGUUUCCUCGAACAUGGGGCAACUAUACAUAUUUUUAGAGCAAAAACUGGAUUAAUAAGUAUUAUUCAGCUUACGUAUAUCACCACAUGGAGGGAUUCUGCGACUUCUAACUGGAUGGCAAUUGAAAUAUAACUGCAAAUCAGAAAUUGACACUGGAAAAUUACCAUUGGUGCAUACAGACGGAGGUGUCGCCCAGCAGUAUUUGCUUUUCACUAAAAUACAAAAAUUAUCCCUACAAACCUGUCAAAUCUUUCCCCAAAACAAACUUCAAACUCUCUUGCUUGAACAUCACAGCAGACUGCGCAUUGAUGCAUCCCUCAAAAGAACAUAUGGUGAGACAUUUGCACAUCAUGUGCACCCUGUGACAGAAAAAUCAAUCAUUUUAACCUUCCCUCCCCCUCGUUUCAAAAGAUGAGUUCAUGACCAGCUAUGGAGAACAUACUGUUUCCGUAAGAUGCAAAUGCAAAGAAACAAGUGAGGUUCGCGGAUUGGCAGUGCCUUAUUGUUCUUCCUACCUCUAUAAAUGCAAACUGUCUGCUAACCAAUAGGACAAGGGAUUUGUGGUGCAACACCUAUAUCAGGUGGCUCCCAAUUGGCCACCUGCACAUCAUAUUCCUUGACUGUUGUCCACACAUUGCGGUCAGCAUCAUUCCAAUCUCUUGUGGAGCUGAGAAGCUGUGACAAAUUGAAGUCUUUCACUUUUUACGUGGCCAAAAGAAUAUAUCCUUCUCAUUGCCUCUGUGAACAAUUAGUACCUCUGCAUGUGAGAUCUUGCCAUAAUUUCAUGUGUGCACAAAAUUUUGAAUUGUACUCAUUGCAGGUGGUGCUUGUAAGAUGUCUGUGUGACCAUGUCCUACAUUUGUGCAUUGCUUCUUGUUUAACAUGGUAGCUCCGCACUAAUCAAAUAAAAUAACUACAGUGCA
Messenger RNA from Ornithodoros turicata, 2593 nucleotides. Its product is annotated as inositol-tetrakisphosphate 1-kinase-like. Gene Ontology annotation, biological process: inositol trisphosphate metabolic process. The transcript is spliced from 11 exons. Lineage: Eukaryota; Metazoa; Arthropoda; Arachnida; Ixodida; Argasidae. Gene Ontology annotation, cellular component: cytoplasm. Bases 16 to 1353 code for a protein of 445 amino acids. The record is from RefSeq and is a predicted model, not a curated record. Gene Ontology annotation, molecular function: magnesium ion binding; ATP binding; inositol-1,3,4-trisphosphate 5-kinase activity.